AAAUAGUGAGCCAGUGUCAAAUUGUUGUGCUCGGAGGAGGAAAGAAAAAACAAAAGACUUUUUCUUGUUCAUUCGGCACGGAAAAUUAUUUAAUGGCUUCGCUAAAAGAUUGGGACGUGCUUCGCCUAUCGACACUGAUAACGAAUGUGAACGCAAAGCUAUCGGCCAGCAUCCGCAUCGACAAGGAGUAUCAGCUGCUGUGUCUCGUGCGCCAGAAUGACCAGAUACUGUUCCGGUACAUUGAUCGCCACGGCGAAGUGCACCUGAUGCUGCUGUGUUGGUUCGCGGAGAAUCAGAAAAAAAUACAGGACGUGUGCUUCGAUAACGCUGGUAGCCGUUUGCUGGUGUUCUGUUAUGACAACACGCUGCACAUUGUGCCAGCGCUCGCUAUUUGUGAUAAAUCGUACGAAGAUGGCAAACGUGCGCCGGAGAUUACGUCCUUCAUUGUCCCGUUCAUUGGACCGCAUGAGUGUCCCAACCCGCAAACCUGUCCCAACAAUUCGCACAACAAUCAUCCACAGACGGGCUCGUCACACCGCUCGUCCGUUGCUUCGGAGGCCAGCCUUAAGGGUACGGGGACCAGCGGCGGCAGUCCUUCGUCGGAACCGAAUGUCAUCUUUGACGCACCGACUAUUAAGAAGUCCAGCUCCACCUACACGACGCACAAAAUCGAUGAAAUCUUCUCGCUCAAUAGUAUCUACCGGAAGAUGUUGGUGGAGCAGCUGGAAAGGGCACGGCAGGAAGAGAACGCCAAUCGCAGCAUAUCGGCCACCGGAACCGACACACCGAUUGCGAUGCAAACGAUCGAAGAUUUCUUUGCGGACGGAUGUCAGCUGAAGGAGGGUGUGGCUGGCGGGGAGGCGGCAUCGAAAUCAUCCACUCCGCAGGAAACGUUCUCGAUAAGCUCCAGCUUGGGAUCGACGGCAUCGCUAUCCUGUCCGUAUCCUACCUGCUGCAGCUGGUGGAAAACGCUAGCCAAUGAACCGCGAGCCAUUUUAGGUUAUUCAGAUGGGUCAAUAUGUGUUGUAGGCCUAAUGCCAAAUUGCUCCUUUCUCGGAGACACCAACUGUGAGCGCGGCUCGAUCGAAAAGCUGAUCAUUUGCCAGGAUAACAGCAUGGAAACGAUCAGUCUGAUGAUAAACACCUCUACCAAAGAGCAGUGGAAGCUGCUGCUGGAGCAGAAAUCCAUCAAGUACACGUUCCCCGGCGUCAUCACACCCACGUCCGUGCAGGAUUUAAAGUCAGAGCUGCUGAAAUCGCUAUCGUCGGACGGUGCCGACGGUGAGGGUCGUUCCGUACCGAUAGAGGACUGGCAAAUUGUGCUGUCGCUGCCAAAGGACGGUGAAUCGGCCGGCGGAAGUCAGCAACGGCAGCCAGCUUCAAGCAGUCAGCAAAAUAACGAGGGAGAUAGUAAUGAUUCGAGCCCCAACAGCUCGGAACCACCGUCGGGUGAUGAUUUCGAGAAGGUAGAAAAUGAAUCGGAAGGGAACGACAAGACGGGUCAGCAGCAGGGUGCGCUACCCAAGCUGUUCCCUGCGGCCAAAGCUCGGCUGCUGUCGCUGCGUGAUCUUGGCGCCAAAAAGAUCGGUACGUUGAAGCUGAAACUGUCGGAAAGUCGAAUCCGGGCGAAGGAACGAGAAAAGUACAAGGAACAGGCGGCCAAUCUGGCGGUGAUGGAACUGCCUGGCAUGUACCCGGAAAUACUAACCACGCCAGCCGGUCCGUACUUUGUGGUGCAGCAUUUGGAAGGCAAAUAUUUGCUCAGUGCGCUGCAUUCCUAUUCCGACACGCUGUCGGUGCACAGUAUGGACAUCAGCUUGAUACCACUUCACAUCUACAAGCUGCCGAAGCAGUGCCACACGACUCUGCUGACCAAGAAUGUGCUGUACGUGCUGCACAGUCUGCCGGCGGAAGAACCGGUCGAAACUCCACCCGAAGGACCGUCGGACGGCAAAUUGGAUGGGAAUAAUUCGAUCGAUGAAACAAGCAGCAGCCUCACCGAUACGGGCACACCGAACACCGUGAGUGUGGUCAGCUGCAAGAUUGCUUCGAUGAAGAUGGGUGACGAUUGUGAUUUCAACGAACAUUCACUGCUGGGUGAGUUCCACUUUCCCGAUGAGCGAGUGCUCGACAUUCACCGGGUGUCCACGCUCGGGCAGAAACAGGAGGCCACCGGCAGUGUCGACCCAGACCAACAACCCAACGCAUCGAAUCCGGCUGAACCGAACGAGGGACGUUCGAUCUUCCAAAAGUCGGCCGUCUCGAACUAUCUGCGAAUUCAGCGUGGAUUGCGUAUGGAGCGCAAGCUGGACAUUGCGGAACAGCAAGUGAUGGCCGAAGAGUUUCCACCCAUCGAGUUCGACCAGGCGCUGAUCGUAACCGACCGCAACCUGUACUCGGUUGAGCUGGCGGAUAAUGGGAAGAAUCUGUUCUUCAACCUUGCCCACAAAUGUAUUUGGGCAGCGUGUGAAGAUUUUUGCGCGACGUUCGGUCUCCCGCUGGCCAGCUGUAUCGAGUACGCUGGGGAUGUACUGCUGCGCCGGAAACGAAUCUCGGAAGCGCUGAUGACGUACAACGUGGCUCGCCUUUCGCCGAUGAAAACGGCCCUAAAGCUGGCACUGGCCAACGAAAGCAAAGCACUGAUGAAGCUGUCCGCUAUGGCGCUUCGCAACUCGCACAUCAUUAACAGUCAGUUCCUAAUGCACGACGUCAUGCGGCAGCUGGUCGAUGAGGCACACCUCGGGAAUGUUGUGUACGAUUCUCUGAUGAAUCUUAAUUCCCGCACAACCCUCAAGCCCAUCAACACCGGUGCGCAGUGCAGCGAUUUUUCCUACGAUAACGACGACGUAAUGCUGGACGUGCAGAUUUCGCCCUCGGACCAGUUUCACCUGUCGAACUUAAUGUUCCUGACGCUUUGCGAACGCUGCACCGUGGACAGGAACUAUAUCCCGCUGUGGAACUACAUCGUAACGAACAGCAAAUACCAUACGAGCUUGGCCUGCAUAAUGCUUGCCCACGGAAAGCUCUACUCAACCGCGGUACUGCUUGCGAUGACGCGCGGCACCUGUCUGGAUGUGUUCAGCUGUCUGGUGGGCACCUGGGAGCAAACCGUAGCGGAAACGCCGGCAGCCACACCGGCCGAAACGAACGCGUUCGUGUACAAUCUGUCGAACGAGCUGUUUAUGGAGUGCCUCAUCUAUCUGCAAGACUACACGAUCAACUACUUCCAGCUGAUUCGCAAAUAUCUCGACCUGUUCGAUAUUAACGUGCUCGAGCGGUUGAUCCACCAGCUGAACCCGUUCCAUCCCGUGUUUCGUCCACUGAUGCAUCGGCUGUCGAAUCACGAAAGCACUGCGAAGGAACCGUCCGGACGUCAUUUGCUAUUCUUCUGCAAAGCACUGAUCGAAACGUUCCUGGCUGUGGCGAUACGGGCGCAAGAGCUUAAAAUGCAUCACGACGGAUCGUUUCUGAACGCGCUGAAGCAUGUGCGGGUGCAUCAUGAGGAGCGUGCGAUUGAGAUGCGUCUGGCACGGUUUUCUCCGAUCGCUACUGGAUUCUUUCAUGGCGCGGCCGUUGUUAACCGUACGGCGUACGUGUGGGGCUCGAACGGUGUAAACUGUGCGCUGAGCCGUACCGCACUGCAGGGCGAUGCGAUUGGGCCGAAUGGACAGCCGCCGGCACUUAGCUUCCUGCGCCAGAUCGAGCUGGAUGUGUUGGCUGUUCAGUGUGGAAGGCUUCACACGCUGCUUCUCACCAGUAAUGGACUGUACUCGAUGGGAGCUAACAAUCUGGGCCAGCUCGGAAUAGGGAAUCACGUCAUCAACGCACUUCAACCGAUGCUUGUGAAGACGCUGGAUGGAAAGGGCAUUACUCAUUUUUCUGCCGGACAGUAUCACAAUGCGGUGGUGGCGAACGGAUUACUCUACACUUGGGGCUGGGGCGUGUUCGGACAGCUUGGCCACGGAACGGUGAAUGAUUGCAACAAACCAAAGAUUGUGGAAUUUUUCCGAAACAAGAAAAUUCUACAAAUAGCGCUCGGCCAUGCCCACACAAUGGUACUGUGCCGUGGUCAGCAAGAAACGCGCAGCAGUCUGUACGUGUUCGGUUCCAAUCACUACGGUCAGUUGGGUUUGGGACAGGAGGAUCCGUUUGGCGUCACCGUCGACACGCGCAAUGGAAAGUCUUUCUUGAUCUCCCUAGUACCGCGCAAAGUACUGCUGGACGAGGAAAUAUCCGUUAUCAACACUAAACUGUUUGUGAAUCUCGUUUUGACCACUACAAACAAGCUGUACACCUGGGGAUCGUCACCGCAAGCGUUACGUUUAGCGACGCAAGCCAGAAAGCGGGCAAAGUCCUCGAACACCAGCAAGAGUGGUAGCUACUCAAAGUUCAGCUCCAUCCUACGCUCCUCGUCGAAAUUUCAUGGAACUGAACCAACGGCAAACGAAUCGGAAUCUUCGUCGGCGGAAAACAAAGCACACGCAUCGACCGAUGAGGAAGCAUCGAGCAAGGAAACCGAACCAACCACAAACGAAGAAUCGAGCAAGCCGGAAGAAUCGGUAGUAACGGAAGAACCAACGAGCACUGCCGUCGGACAGGAUCAGUCGGACGAUGACGCAGGACAAUCAGAAGAUGCCAGUAUUACAAUUCCGGAGAUAAAAAUAACGGAGGACAGUCCGGCCAGUGGUGAGAAGCCUGCAGCGGCCACUGAGACGGAUGAUAAGGCCGCCAGCAACGCGGACGAAGCAAUGGAGCAUCUGUUCCCAUCGUUUGUCGACACUUCGCUCGUGGAGGGAAGAAUCGUAAAGAUUUCGAGUGGGCUGUAUCAUUUUGCGAUCGUAACCGAGGACGGGUCGAUUUACACCUGGGGCAAAAACAUCGAACGUCAGCUGGGCCGGGAAGGUGGUCGCAACGAGGUGCUGAUACCGACCCGGCUCGAAAUGGUGGACAACGUGGAGCACGUCGAGUGUGGUGCCGAUUUUACCCUCAUCAUGACGAAGGACCACAUCGUGAAGGCUUGGGGUAACAACAAUAUGGGUCAGUGCGCGAAAGAGAUCAGUCUCGAUCGGAGCGGAAUACCGGGCAAGCUGGUUCGUCUGCCGAUCUCGAACCGUGUCGUCCGCAUUCCGGACAGCUCACAGUUCAUCGAGGCACCGUACGAGGUGAAGCUGCCGGCAAACGAUGGGCUGGGGUAUGAUGAGUCGCUACGGUUCCUGAAAUCGAUGCCAAAGUUUAGGCGUGCGUUUGUGAUAAAGAGUGCGCUCGAGAAGCAAAUCAGCAAUAAUAUUUCGACAAUAAGCUCCAGCCUGAACGAUGUGAGCAAUGCGGAGAUGGAGGAUGUGGUCGGCGAGCUGCCGGAUUCGUUGGGCGAAGGACGAUUGUUACUGCACGCCAACAGCACCAUGUCCUCGUUACAGUCGGUAUCGUACGCUACGUCACCGACCUCGCUAGCGUUGGAUGACGAGGAAGAUGACGAGGAAGAUGAUGACGAGCAGGAGGAGGAAGAGGACGGUGGUGGUGAUGAGUGUGACGGUAGAAGAGCGAACGGUGUGGCGGACCGGUCCACCGACACGUCACGUCUGUUUAACGAACGCCAUCUGCUGGGAAACGAUUUCAUCCACUACUGUCUGUACAUCUUUCACGGGCUGUACAGCCAGGACGAUGUGCUGGAGCUGACGAAGCGUGGGUCCGAGUAUCACAUCCGCAUGCUGAUGCUGAACUACGAUUACGUGGAAGCGUUCCGCACGAUACUGGAGAUGCUCUCCUCAUCGCUAUCAUCGUCCGCGUCGGCCGCGACCAUUGCCUGCCAAACGCAGAACAUGGUGAAAAUCUUCGAGUACUUCACGAAAGACUCCAACAUUGUACCGAUGGAGAUGGGCAACAUUAAGUACUUUAUCUACGAGCUGUUUAUGUUCUUCAUACGCCACAAUUUGGCCGUGACCGUGCUGGAGGAGUUCUUUCUCCACAAUCUUGACUGCUACCUGGUGCAGCUUGCCUCCGUACUGUACUUUAACAAUCUUAACAAUCUGCUAACUUCCUCGGCACGUCUAGCGACGACGACCACCGGUGGGACGGCGAUCGAUACGGAGGUACUGGCGCUGGAGCGUAAGCUGCUGGACAAGUUCAACAACAACAAUGGCAACCCACUACUUACCGGGGAACUGUUCGGGCAGGGACGAUCGGGUGGGCAGGUGAUGCGUCGGCUCGAAAAUACUGACACAAUUGGGAAGGCACUCAGCACCACGUUCAAUGUGACCGUGUGCCAGAAGCUGCUGGAACACUUUGACCGCUUCAAAUGACUGUACGCGUUCGGUGUCGGCGGCGGGAUGGUGGAGCAGGAUGUUCCGGAACGGGCACGCUAAUUGUGAUAGCUUGGCCGCCAAAUGACGCACGUACUGAACGAUCAGUGCAAUACCAGCCCUUUUGUUUUAAAUUUGUUGGACAAUGUUUUAGUAACCAAAUUCUUUUAAAAUAGACCGAUAUUAGUUCGUGACAGGGAAGGGAUGUUUUAUGCUCAAUUAUGAUUUGUAAGCUAUUAACCAGCACCCGGUACUCGUUCGGCAGCUAAAGCAGCAUUCUGGUGGGGUUGGAAUGUACGACGAAGCGUUUUGUUAUGUGACGACUUCAAAAGGCAAUCAUUUUUAACCGACUUUAUCAACUUUAUACGAAGAUCAACUGGAAGCAGUUACGGAGCGUGCCACAGACAGGUUAAGAGAGUAUAGCUUCAGUGUACACGCACAAUCCUAGUAGAAGCGGCGCGGUUCGAGUGUAUUUUUGCAUUAAUUUGUACGGUGGCGCCUUUUACGGUCGUACUCUUGAUAAGCAAUUUUUCGCCAUUCGCCACCAUGGCAAACUAUUUAUUAUUCAACUUUGUCUACAACUUUAUAAGACUCAUAUUUAUCCAGACCCGAGGCUGUAGUAUGAGCGUGUGUGUGUGUGUUUGAGCCGUGGUUUUAUUUGUACGAGUUGAGUGUUUUUGGUUAACAUAUUUUUUUAAACAAACUUUAUUACAAUAUGAUCUGUCCCACCAAUCUGGAAGGAAGCGAAGCGGCUAGCGAUAAUGGAUUAUAAGUUAAUUGUAUGUUUUAACCUACGGUGUGCGUUCAAUUAUCUAUUUCGAUGGAAUGCACGUCGGCCCAACAAUCAGGUAGCGACCAACCUAAUUAACCAGUUAAGAGAUAACUCUCAUCAUGCAAUCAGUCAACCUGUUUUUUUUUAGUUACUCGACCAAUAACCAAUGACAAGCAAGCAAAAAACGCCUUGUAAAGCGUCGGGUUUGUAGUAAUUAUUAUUCUGCCAUAUUUGAUUCACAGCUUCAGAGCUGCAAUCUGAUUAGUAACGUUUGAUGUUUGUGAGACCGUGACGGAUGAUUAAGCUUGAGUUGAAGUGUAAUUAAGAGCCACACACCCACACACACGCAUUGGCAGACAGUUUUUUUUGAUAACGCUUUUCCCCCUUUAUAGUUGACCAAAACUAGCAACAAGCCAUUAAACAAAAGCGAGACAGUGUUUCAUUAUAAUCGAAUCUUAUGUGAAUAAUAAGUUAUCAAAAUGGCAACAGUAGAUAAGCACACUAGCCUGCGAUAUGGCGGUUCGAAAGACACCAUUAUUGGACGAGAAAAUGGCGCAGUUUUUGCUUUGCCAACAGCCAACUCAUUCAUCCAGUCAGCCGUCUCGCUUGAUGUUUUGAUUAAGGAUUGGAGGUUUUGAUGAAGCAGCCCCAGCUCAUAAUUAAGUACUUUUGAGGCGCGCAAUACGCGAUGAUUACGCCAACACUCUUUCAUCAUGCAAAGAUUUGUCGUCUGCUGUGGCACCCUUUGCUUCGCCGCCUUACCACAGGGUUGUAGGCUGUUUUAAGAUUUCUUGUGAGUGUGUGUGUGUUUGGUUUGCGAAUUUGAAAAAGUUUAACUUUACCGCAUCACAAAAAGACUAAUCGUAGGUUGAACGAACACGCUAUUGUAGCGAGUAAGAUUUCGAUAAGUGGGUCAGCUUUAUAUGUGCCCCGUCUUCUAAUUAUUCUAGUCCAGCAAUUUUAUUUAUGAUAGGUUUUCAUUUAAUUCACCUAAAAAGACAGGAACGAAUGGGUGAGAUGAUUGUGGCAGAAGGAGACUCACGGUUACGUAGUUACUAGCGAGGCAUUGCAAUAUAAAAUAAUAACAAUUAGAAACAUAAGUACAGCAAGCAAGGUAGACAUUACACGCACAGAAAACACACACACGCAGGUGGUAGUAUAUCAUUGUGAGCAUUGUUGUUUGUUAAUUUACUUACCGUACUGCGUACAGAAUCAACAUCUCACUAGAUAAGGCGCAGCCUUCAUGCUUCUGCUACAUAAUUACUCUCAUACACGCAAGGAAGCAUCAACUGCGCUAUAGUGGCCAUAUUAUAUGCGAUAAGCAGCCGAUAGGUAACGGCCGCAGCGAACAAUAACAUUAACGAAAACUUAAGAGCAAUUCAUUGUUAAAGACAGUGCGGUUUGGGAAAGAGCGGUGCGGCUUGUUAGGCAAACUAAAAUAUUGUUGAAUGGAUGAGCACGUGAAAGAAGGGAUCAAGCAGACAAAAAAAAAAGAAGACGAAUCUUACAUAGUGAACAGCAAGGAGAUACUCUUUAAUGGAAAAGCAAUAAGUGAAGCGAUAAAUUAAAUGCAAGGACUGCUGCCGUGUGGUGAGAGGGAGCUCUGUGUUGAAGCAUGCGAUGUUGUUUAGCUUGGUGGGAUGUGUUGGUUGGGGUGCCAUGGUGUGAGGCGGGGUGAGGCGCUCCGACACCAUACGCUUAUUCCGCGCACAAUUUAGAGCUUGCCUUGCCUCCUUGGUCCGGGACUGAGUCUGGGCCGGCUGGAGAAGGAUUCAUUCAAUAAAGGAUUUGUUUACUGCACAAGGA
This is a messenger RNA of Anopheles stephensi (Asian malaria mosquito), 8877 nucleotides long. RefSeq lists its product as uncharacterized. NCBI's taxonomy places the organism in Eukaryota, Metazoa, Arthropoda, Insecta, Diptera, Culicidae. The coding region runs from base 93 to 6299 and encodes 2068 amino acids. The transcript has 9 exons. The record is from RefSeq and is a predicted model, not a curated record.